AUGCCACCGCCAAACUCCACCCACAUGUGGCGGUUGGAGAGUGAUGAGAAGACUCUUCGUAAAGAGAUCAGCUACGCUAUCAAGAACAUCCACGGCAUCAGGACGGGUCUGUUCACACCCGACAUGGCGUUUGAGACGAUCGUGAAGCGUCUAAUCGCUCAGAUCAAAGAGCCGUGUCAGAAAUGUGUCGACCUGGUGAUCAACGAGCUCGUCAACACCGUCAGGCAGUGCACUCAGAAGGUGAUGCUGCUGAUCGACAUAGAGCUGGCGUACAUUAACACCAACCAUGAUGACUUCAUCGGCUUCGCCAAUGCCCAGCAGAAGAGCAGUCAGAUGAGUAAGAAGAAGGCGGCAGGAAACCAGGAUGAGAUCAUGGUGAUCCGUAAAGGCUGGCUGACCAUCAACAACAUCAGCAUCAUGAAGGGCGGAGCUAAAGAGUACUGGUUUGUCCUGACAGCUGAGACGCUGUGCUGGUACAAAGAUGAUGAGGAGAAGGAGAAGAAGUACAUGCUACCUGUGGACAACCUGAAACUCAAAGACAUCGAGAAAAGCUUCAUGUCCAGCAAACACAUCUUCGCCCUGUUCAACACCGAGCACAGGAACGUGUACAAAGAUUACCGUCAGCUUGAGUUGGCCAGUGAGUCUCAGGAGGAGGUGGACAGCUGGAAGGCUUCUUUCCUACGAGCUGGAGUGUACCCUGAACGCAGCGUGGAUAAAGAGAAGGUGGAGGCGGAGGAGUCAAGUGGGGACGGGCAGAUCCACAGUCUGGACCCUCAGCUGGAGCGACAGGUGGAGAUCGUCAGGAACCUGGUGGACUCGUACCUGUCCAUCAUCCACCGCACCGUCAGAGACCUGAUCCCCAAGACCAUCAUGCACCUGAUGGUCAACAACACUAAAGAGUUCAUCCAUGCAGACCUGCUGGCUCAGCUGUACUCCUGUGGAGACCAGAACACCCUGAUGGAGGAGUCCCAGGAACAGGCUCAGCACCGUGAGGAGAUGUUGAGGAUGUACCACGCCCUGCGUGAAGGACUCCACAUCAUCGGUGACAUCAGCACUUCCACCAUCACCACGGCGAUGCCACCGCCUGUCGACGACUCCUGGCUGCAGGUGACUGGGAUGCCGUCUGGACGCAGGUCCCCCAUGUCCAGCCCCACCCCCCAGCGUCGGGCCCCUCCUGGACCUCCUCGUCCAGGCGGCCGGGCGGCCCCCGGCCCUCCGUCCCGCCCCGCAGUGUCACCUGACCCCGGACCCCCCUCCAUCCCCUCCCGACCCAACAGAGCGCCUCCGCCUGGAGUCCCCAGGUAGGUGAGGUCAAAGGUCAGACUGACA
Epinephelus moara (kelp grouper) is the source of this 1329-nucleotide messenger RNA. Its product is annotated as dynamin-1-like. Lineage: Eukaryota; Metazoa; Chordata; Actinopteri; Perciformes; Serranidae. The record is from RefSeq and is a predicted model, not a curated record. The transcript has 14 exons. Gene Ontology annotation, molecular function: GTPase activity; microtubule binding; GTP binding. The coding region runs from base 1 to 1305 and encodes 434 amino acids. Gene Ontology annotation, cellular component: cytoplasm; membrane; microtubule.